Messenger RNA from Trypanosoma cruzi, 1794 nucleotides. RefSeq lists its product as uncharacterized. NCBI's taxonomy places the organism in Eukaryota, Euglenozoa, Kinetoplastea, Trypanosomatida, Trypanosomatidae. The record is from RefSeq and is a predicted model, not a curated record. The transcript has a single exon. The coding region runs from base 1 to 1794 and encodes 597 amino acids.
AUGGACGAGGAGGAUGAGAAAUGUGUGGACCUUCGCCACGCAUGGAGAACUUUUAUGGUUCCUCACAGCAAUAAGAGAGAAGGGCCUCCAUGUAGUCGAUGUGAUGGGAAGUACACACUCCUUCGUUCCUACCGUUUGGUCGGAACGGAUACGGACGAUCAGCCGCUUUUCUUUCUUUCUCUUAUUAGUCCAAAUCGAGAACUGAUCAGCACGACAGCGCACCUGUUCGUUCAGUUCAAUGGCCAGUUCCGUGACUGUGUGGCAGAGAACGAAAACAGAAUGAUGGCGAUGCGUGCCCUUCACGAACGGCAGCUUGCGGACCUGGUGGAAGCAGAAAACCGAGAUACCAGAGACAUGGUGGUGGGUUCGGAGUUAACGCGGAAUUUUGUUUUGAAACACCAGAGGGAACUGGAGGAACUGCAGCGGGAGUGUCGCGAAAGGGAAAUAUCUGUCGAGUUGGAGGUGCGGCAAAGUCUACUUGCCUUUUUGAAAACUUCUGCGCCCGAUGCCUUGACUGCCCUUGCGAGGGAAGUUGGAAGAGAGAAAUUGCGUGCAGAUACUGAUCAAUUAACUCGUAUCACAGACAUGGCACACUUUGUCGCAGCACCAGUUCCUGUGCGGGCAGUGGAACUGCCCAAUCCUCUCUGCCACGAGAAGGUUGGGGCUCACUCGAAGGAUGUGUCACUACGGCCGGUUGUUGUGGACGUUUCACCGACAACAUCUUUGCAGGCUUGUCUCACUUCCUUGUAUUCCGCAGAACGGGAAACGGCGCCUGCUGUGGCGGAACAUCUUCUUCGUUUAUCACAGCAGACUCACGCUGUGCUGUUGCUUAUUGGUUCGCAGGCGGAGGCGGAAUCGCUUCUGUCGACUCCAGCUGCUGAACUUUUUCUGAAGAACUCGUUUUACUCCGGCGGAUCCCCGCAUUUUUUUCCGUUAAAACGUCACUGUCACCUGAAAAUGAUGCUUUCCACACGAUUUUGGGGAGCCAAUAUUAUUUUUCUUUGGACGCCGCCCAAACAGGAGGGGCAUCCUUCAGGAUGGCCACUUGUCGUGGAGGAUGCACUUCAGUUGGCAUUCUCAUGGAACGCGGACAUGUUCUCCGUGGCCGUAAUGAAAUCUUCUAGUUAUUGGCAGGGGACAUCCUAUCGGAGCUCCAUCGAGCAGGCACAGGAUGUCUCCAUGGCGGUUCUGCGUCAGCUGCAGCGUGGUGUGGCGCGCCUUGCGCAUGAAGCAGCGGGUGUAAAACUCUCCACAACGUGGGGGAUGCCAGAGGCACCUGAUACACACACGUUACCGCGGCCGCAGCGAUGGGAGGAUGGUUAUGUUGUUAAAUCUCCCGCCUCAGUUGGGAAACCACAAGUGAAGUUUAAUACACAUAUUGCUAUUCGUGCAUUUUUUCCGUUUUCUGUUUCUCAAACAGAAGAGGAGGAAGGCUUGUCAUUGCGGGAUAGCGCCCCUGUAAUCAAUUCCUUUUCUUUGCUACUGUUGCUGCUGAUAACUCAACGGACCGGGGUCGACGGACGGGACGGCGGAGACGUAGCAUGUCUACUGCAUCCCUUUCAAGCGGUGGAAGUUUUUCAAGCGAGUUGGCGGUAUCACAUAAAAGAAGUUCUCGCCUGCAGCAGCCAAUGUCUUUUAAGAAGUUGCUCGUGUACACGUUUGGUAAUGCUGUUGUGGUUCAUUGACUUCUCCGUUCUCUCUCUCCGUCUCCUCCUUUGGCUUCUUUACCUCUCGAACUGUAAAGCAACCUGCACGUGGCAUCGGAACCCCUCCCGUUUUGGCUUCAAACGAUGA